This is a messenger RNA of Coffea eugenioides, 1614 nucleotides long. Its product is annotated as UDP-glycosyltransferase 91A1-like. Gene Ontology annotation, molecular function: UDP-glycosyltransferase activity. Lineage: Eukaryota; Viridiplantae; Streptophyta; Magnoliopsida; Gentianales; Rubiaceae. The coding region runs from base 19 to 1437 and encodes 472 amino acids. The transcript has a single exon. The record is from RefSeq and is a predicted model, not a curated record.
AGUAAAAGUUUCCCAUUCAUGGCGGACGACAGAAAGGUGCACAUAGUAAUGUUUCCAUGGCUAGCAUUUGGCCAUAUAAUCCCAUAUUUAGAGCUCUCCAAGCUCAUAGCUAAAAAGGGUCACAAAGUUUCCUUUGUUUCCACCCCAAGAAACAUCGAUCGUCUCCCAAAACAACCUCCAAAUCUAGUCCAUCAUCUAAAAUUUGUCAAAAUUCCCUUACCCCUUAUUGAAAAUCUCCCUGAAAAUGCAGAAGCCACAAUUGAUCUACCCUACAAUAAAGUCAAGUACCUCAAACUAGCCUGUGACGCCCUCCAACAGCCCAUAACUGAAUUUCUUCAACGAACUUGUCCUGAUUGGAUUCUCUACGAUUUUCCUCCUUAUUGGAUACCCUCUAUUGCAUCUAAGCUGAAUAUCCAUACAGCCUAUUUCAGUAUCUUUACGGCAGCGUUUUUGGGAUUCUUGGGGCCGACGGAAGUUUUGAAGGGCGAUGAAGAUGGCAGAAAAACGCCCGAAGACUUCAUUGUCAAACCAAAAUGGGUUCCUUUUGAGACGAAUGUUGCUUUCAAGUUGUUUGAGAUUCUUCGAAUAUUUGAUAGCAUAGAAGGCGAUGAAGAGAAUAUUUCUGACACUUGGCGUGUGGGAGCUGCAAUUGAAAAUUGUGAUGUCUUGGCUGUAAGAAGUUGUUCCGAAUUUGAACCAAAAUGGUUAAAAGUUUUGGAGGAAAUUUACCAAAAGCCAGUAGUUCCAGUAGGUCAAUUGCCCACUACUGGAAAUAAUGAUGAUGGAGAUGAGGAGAAAGAUGAAGCAUGGAGGUUUAUGAAAGAGUGGCUCGACAAGCAAGCAAAAGGCUCAGCUGUUUAUGUAGCUUUCGGGAGCGAGGCGAAACCAAGUCAAGCUGAACUCAAUGAGAUUUCUCUGGGUUUGGAGUUGUCUGGCUUGCCAUAUUUCUGGGUUUUAAGGAAGAAACGUGGAGGUGAAGAUACUGAAGUGAUUUUGCUGCCUGAAGGGUUUGAGAAUCGGACUAAGGAUCGUGGGGUGGUUUGCACAAGUUGGGCACCUCAGCUGAAGAUAUUGAGUCACGAGUCGGUGGGCGGGUUCUUGACUCACUCAGGUUGGAGUUCUGUUGUGGAGGCUGUACAGUUUGAGAAGCCUCUUAUUUUGCUGACCUUUCUUGCCGAUCAAGGGAUAAACGCGAGGGUUUUGGAGGAGAAAAAGGUGGGGUAUCCCAUUCCUAGAGAUGACUCGGACGGGUCGUUUACGAGAGACUCGGUGGCCGAGUCACUAAAGUUGGUGAUGUUUGAGGAGGGGGGGAAAAUUUAUAGAGACAAAAUUAAGGAAAUGAAGGGCAUGUUUUGUGAUGAGGGUAGACAAGAUAGGUAUGUGGAGAAUUUGUUGACCUUUCUUCAAAGCUAUAGAAGUGUAAAAGAUGACAAAUAAGGAAUGUUCGAAGUGAGAAGAGUGGAUGAUUUGCUCUUGUAUUUGCCAUUUGGAAAUUCGACUUCAUUGAACUUUUGCAGAAUCAACACUCCAGCCAUGAUUGGAUGCCUUGACGAAAAUGAUAAAGGAGUUAGAAAAGAAAAUUGUUGUAUCCAUUGGGGUCAAAUUGAGUUUUGU